Molecule: messenger RNA, 1666 nt
Organism: Rosa rugosa (rugosa rose)
Lineage: Eukaryota; Viridiplantae; Streptophyta; Magnoliopsida; Rosales; Rosaceae
Product: F-box protein CPR1-like
Exons: 2
Coding region: 76-1377 (433 amino acids)
Molecular function (GO): protein binding
Source: RefSeq, a predicted model, not a curated record
AGAUAAACCAACUGUUCUUACCAAACCGCCGAACCCUAGAGAAACGAAAGUUGCAGCGUUUGCAGUUUCAAAGCAAUGUCAGACUACCUUCCCGAAGAAAUCAUACACAAAAUCCUGUUGAAGUUGCCUGUCAAAACCCUAAUCAAAUCCACCCUCGUCUGCAAGUCAUGGAAGUCACUCAUCAAAUCCUCUACCUUCAUUCAGUCCCAUCUCCGCACCACAAUCGACUCCAACGACCAAAACGACUCUCACCUCCUUCUUCUCAGCGCUUCCUCUUACAACCGCAGAGAUGAAACUAGUCAUCAGCAUCACUGGUUGCAUUGGGAUAGCCCCGAAUUCGGUGAAUACUCCAUGCUAUCUACUCCAGUCAUUUUCUUGAAAAACAAACCCGUUUCCGAUCUCGGUGUGGUCGGAACUAGUAAUGGGUUGGUAUGCCUUGAGGUUGAUCAGUUCUAUAGUGAUCGUUCUCCCACCUUGAUUUGGAACCCAUCUAUCAGAAAAGUUGUCAUGUUGCCUACACCACCUGUCUGUUUUACCUCCACCAAGUAUGACAAGUACACAACGCAUGGCUUUGGCUAUGAUGCACAUUCCAAUGACUACAAGAUUUUAAGAGUUGUGACUCUUCUUGAUGAUCAUUCAGACUUGUCCCGGUUUGCAACCGCGGUUCAGGUUUACUCCUUAGCCAGGGGAUCCUGGAAGAGUUUUAGUGCUUCGGUUAUACCUGUGGAUUUGCAGGGUGGUUCCGAACGUCCUGCUUUUGUUAAUGGUAAUUUCCAUACGCUUGAAGCCCGUUUAAGUGUGUAUUACAAUGACCAUUACGAGGAGCACCAUAAGUGUGGCGGAGACUUGUUCAUUGGCACCUUCAAUCUGGCAACUGAAGAAUUUGGCGAGAUAAGGAGACCGGAAGCUUUGCGAGAAGACAGAUGCUCUAUAUCAAGAUAUGGGGACUCUCUUGCUUUGAUUAAGCAUUAUAAUUAUGAUUUCAGAGAUCUAGUUAAUCGCGGUUGUGACAUUUGGGUUAUGAAACAAUAUGGUGUUGCAGAGUCGUGGACUUAUUUGUUCAAUAUAUCUGUGGUUCAGGCUAGUAUAUAUGGUUUUAAAAGAUGUGGGGAAGUUGUGCUAAUGGAGAAUAACGAGCGUGGUCGGUCAAGAAUGAUUUCGUUCGAUCCUAAGACUAAUCAAGUUAAAGCUUUUGGAAUUGAGGAUUAUAUUUACUACUUCAUGGAUUCUUUUGUAGAGAGUCUCGUCUUGCUUGAUCACGCCAAUGCCAUUUCUUACCAAGUAGCAAGGACGAAGUAUAUCAAUUUGCAGUUACAAUACACCCUCACUUCUCUACUUAAUGGUUAUGUAUAUAUAUAUAUAUACAGCGCUUCUUGAACAUCUUAAAAAGAAGGGGAUUCCUUCUUUGCAAUUCUAUCAAUAUCAACUACUCUUAUGAUAUUAUUAUGUUAUAUGGUGUGAAGAUGAGAAUAAAAUAGGGAAGGUAUCAGAGUUAAAAUACACUCUCAUUGAAAGAAUGAGAGAAUUUUGUUACCUUUGGUAGCUUUUGGGUCUGAGGUCUAUUCCAAUAUUUGUGUAAGAAGUUAUCUGUCAAAACUUCUGUAUUGGAAUCAUAUUUGUAAUUUGUAAAGCUUGCAAUUUAUGCCCCAAGUUUUUCAACAUUUGU